Messenger RNA from Tribolium madens (black flour beetle), 1472 nucleotides. RefSeq names its product L-asparaginase. Gene Ontology annotation, molecular function: asparaginase activity. Lineage: Eukaryota; Metazoa; Arthropoda; Insecta; Coleoptera; Tenebrionidae. Gene Ontology annotation, biological process: amino acid metabolic process. The transcript is spliced from 9 exons. The record is from RefSeq and is a predicted model, not a curated record. The coding region runs from base 262 to 1353 and encodes 363 amino acids.
AAAUAUUUACAAAUGUUUUUUUUUCAAAUUUGAGUUUUUGAUCAAUAUUGCAUCACAAACCCGGCAUUUGCAAGAACCACGAAUCGAAUCAGAUAACCGCAUGUUAAAUUGAAAUUUCAAUGAAAUAAUCACUCGAUAAGAAGCGUUCGAAGUGUCAAGAGCUAAUUUCAGUGACGCAAUUACUUUCAUUAAUAAUUAUUUUAUUUGGGAGGAAAUUUCUUCGUGUUAUCGUCCAAUAUUGUGCAAUUGCAGUGUUUCGAAAUGAGAAAAGUUUUGGUGAUUUACGUCGGAGGGACGAUCGGAAUGGAGCGUAACAAAAAUAAUGUGUACUCUCCCUCACCGAAUAAACUUUUAGAGAAACUGAAAUUUCAUUCCCAAAUGCAUGAUCCGGUUUUGGGGAGGAAAUUCGUGGGGGAUUUGGCCCCCAAUCAGCUGGUUUUGCCCGAAAUCGGAAACGAUGUUGUUUUUUAUGAAUUGAAAGAGUACAAUUCGUUGCUGGACUCGAGUAAUAUGUCGUCGAAAGAUUGGAUUCGAAUUGCCAGCGACAUUGGGAAAAAUUAUCACAAUUUUGACGGUUUUGUCAUACUUCACGGCACAGACACGUUAGCGUACACAUCGUCUGCUUUAUCAUUUAUGUUGGAAGGGCUCCAAAAACCUGUCAUUUUGACCGGAUCUCAAAUCCCCAUUUUCGAGACCCGAAGUGACGCAAAAGACAACAUUUUGUCGUCCCUAAUCCUCGCCGGGUGUUACAAAAUCCCCGAAGUUUGCAUUUUUUUCGCCAAUAAACUACUUCGCGGCAACCGAACGGCCAAAAUCAGCUCAACACAUUUGAACGCCUUCGACUCCCCCAAUUACCAACCCUUGGCCGAGGUGGGGAUCGACAUAAAAGUCAACAAACACGCCAUUUUGCCCCCCUCAGCCCCCUUUCAAGUCCACACGAAACUCAACGCCAACGUGGGGCUGUUGAGCUUCUUCCCCACAAUCACCCCAUGCAUGUUUAGGGCAAUUCUGCAGUGCCCCUCGGUGGAGGGCCUCGUUUUGCAGAGUUACGGCGUGGGCAACAUCCCCUCGAACCGCAAAGAGUUGCUCCAAGUGAUCGAGGAGGCUGUGAAAAGGGGCACCGUGAUCGUGAACAUCACGCAGUGCCCCCAAGGCACCGUUUCAGCGACUUACGAAACGGGAAAGGCCCUUGAAAAAAUCGGCGUUAUUUCAGGACACGAUAUGACAGCUGAAGCCGCCCUCACGAAAUUGUGUUACGUCUUGGGAAUCCCCGGAUUGGGGUACGAGGACCGAGUUUUGUUGAUGAAGGAGAAUAUCCGAGGCGAGUUGACCAAUAAUAAUAAUGUUUACUGAUGAGAUAAUUUAUUUAAUAAAAAAGAGCUAUUUUUGUGUGUACUGCGCCACGACGCCCCCGGCCGGUAUCUCUGUUCUAAUCUAACAUUUUCAUACUUAAAUAAAAAAUUUCGAAAGUC